This is a messenger RNA of Cylicocyclus nassatus, 624 nucleotides long. Lineage: Eukaryota; Metazoa; Nematoda; Chromadorea; Rhabditida; Strongylidae. The record is from the annotation of a GenBank genome assembly.
AUGUCAGACCCGGCGGAGCCGGUGCGAACACUGAAGUGCGUUUUGGUAGGAGAUGCUGCAGUGGGAAAAACCUCCUUGAUAGUGUCCUAUACUACAAAUGGAUAUCCUCAGACCUAUGUUCCCACAGCAUUUGACAAUUACUCAGUGGUGGUACGAGUGGAUAAAAAACCAGUUCGGUUGCAGUUAUGUGAUACAGCUGGACAGGCUUCUUUCGACACACUUCGCCCGCUCUCAUACCCAGAUGCAGACGUUUUUGUCAUCGUCUACUCUGUCGUCGAUCCUCAAUCCUUCGCUGAGAUAGCGUCGCACUGGUUUCCAGAAAUCAAUCGGGCCAACCCUAUCGCUAAUUUGGUUCUCGUCGGAACACAAGUUGACCUCCGCUGGCAAAACUCAAAAGAUGUGGUAUCAACGACAAAAGGGAGACAACUAGCAAAUCAAAUUGGAGCAGAGUUCUUUGAGUGCUCCGCACUUACACAGCACAAUUUGAAACAGAUGUUCGACUCCGCCAUCCUCGCAGCUCUGGAAGGGAGACGAACCAUCAAAUCUCCUCGGCCUCAGAUGCACACAUCAAAACUCAAACAGAGCUUCCAUCGCAUAAUGAGCAUCACGAGAAAAUUGAUCUGA